AUGUCCCUUCCAAACGAAAUGAUGAUAGAAUCCCUUUGGUUCUGUGCUGCCAUAGACAUUCUCCAUGUCCGCCUCCUCAACAAGUUUCACAGGGAACUUGUCGACAAAUCUCCAGAGCUUCAGCUCAUCAUCCAACUCGCCAAAGAUGGCAUGGCGCCGGCACAUCGCGCAAGCUCCGCGUCGAUCCACUCCAUGCUCACCAACUGUACCAUGACCCGCCGGAGAUGGAACGCACUUGCACCUUUGGACCCGGUGUUAUCCCCACCAACGGCUCAAGACUUUAACAUCUACGAGUUUGGCGGCAGUAUUCUGGCGUAUUGUACUACUUAUCCCGGCGAAUCUGAUUGCGUGAAAUUCAUCUCACUGGAUCAUCCAAAGAAGACGCACUUGCUCGUCGUUGUCGAGGACGCUGCGACAGACUAUCCAGUACACUUGAUGAGCAUGCAGACUGGCGAGUACCACCAUCGUGCCGCCACUCGGAUCUUCCACAAUCUGAAUGUCGCAGGGUAUACAUCACCUGACAUUGCGACAUGCAUAUCCGGGGAUAUCAUAUCUUUUGUUUACUCGCUUACCGAGGCUAGAGCCGAAAUAGGUGUCGCUGUCGUCAACUGGGCCACUGGGGCAAUUCUCUUGAGUUGCACAUUCAUCGGCGCACUCCAUACGACAUUGCUCUCGUCGCGCUUCCUCAUAGUCGCAUUUUGCACCACUACCGUCGCACCCGACGACGCACACCUCAAACUUUUCGACCUCGAAACACCAAGUCCACGAGAUACAUCUCUCGUCCUUCGUCUCCCAGCCUUUACGCAACAUUCGACCCGUCGCUACUCUGCAUCCUACUUUCUCCACGGCUCGAACAACGCCAUAUUAUCCCAACGCACUGAUGGAACGAUGAGAACGGGUGAACGUGACAUUGUAACGCUCUUUAUUAAGGCCACCACCGUCGACUCGGAUGCCGUCGUUCGCAAAAUGCUCGUGUUCAUCUCACGCGCUCGUUUACUCUCAUUGGCAUUCGAGUGGUCCCAAAUGCCACAUCAUAGCCGCCCAAAGAGACACGUUCUGGCCUAUGAGACGUGGACAGGCCACGGCAAACAUACACGGUGGAUUGACAUUCUCGGGGUACGGCUCAUGAGCCACAAGAGCAUCUAUGGAUCCAAGUGCGUUUGCUUGGCUAAUCCAGCCGAUAUGGGUGCGAUAUUACCGUUGGGUCAAGAAGGGAAUUCGACAGAUUUAUGCGUGCUCGAGUUUAACGUAGGCCGCGACCCUACUCCAUCGAAUCCGGCAGAAAAGUCGUUUCUGGUGCGCUCGACGGACAAAGAUGGAUGGAUCACACGCGAGCUCGAUCAAGAUGUACGCGGGGGGCUGCCAUUUCGGGUGCGUUGGACGCAGAUGGAUAAUGCAGCUCAAUGGCAAGACCUGUUCGUGGAUCAGGAAUACCUGAUGGCGAGAUUGGAUGAGGGCUUUGCAAUUUAUAGGGUGUAA
Molecule: messenger RNA, 1479 nt
Organism: Serendipita indica DSM 11827
Lineage: Eukaryota; Fungi; Basidiomycota; Agaricomycetes; Sebacinales; Serendipitaceae
Source: the annotation of a GenBank genome assembly